Molecule: messenger RNA, 615 nt
Organism: Dama dama (fallow deer)
Lineage: Eukaryota; Metazoa; Chordata; Mammalia; Artiodactyla; Cervidae
Product: serine/arginine-rich splicing factor 3-like
Exons: 1
Coding region: 109-600 (163 amino acids)
Biological process (GO): mRNA splicing, via spliceosome
Cellular component (GO): nuclear speck
Molecular function (GO): RNA binding
Source: RefSeq, a predicted model, not a curated record
CGCCGGGUGUGCAAGAGCAUCUGGGAACGCUGGGCGGGAGGGGACUGAGAAGACCUAGCCUAGGUUCUGUGGAUUUGGACCUCCGCAUUUCUAACCCAAGAUCUCGAAAUGCAUCGUGAUUCCUGUCCAUUGGACUGUAAAGUUUAUGUAGGUAAUCUUGGAAACAAUGGUAACAAGACUGAAUUGGAACGAGCUUUUGGCUAUUAUGGACCACUCCGAAGUGUGUGGGUUGCUAGAAACCCUCCCGGCUUUGCUUUUGUUGAAUUUGAAGAUCCCCGAGAUGCAGCUGAUGCUGUUCGAGAGCUAGAUGGGAGAACACUGUGUGGCUGCCGAGUAAGAGUGGAACUAUCGAAUGGUGAAAAGAGAAGUCGUAAUCGUGGCCCACCUCCUUGGGGUCGUUGCCCUCAAGAUGAUUAUCGGAGGAGGAGUCCUCCACCUCGACGCAGAUCUUCAAGACAGAGAAGCUUCUCCCGCAGCCGGAGCAGGUCCCUUUCUAGAGAUAGGAAAAGAGAGAGGUCACUGUCCCAGGAGAGAAAUCACAAGCCGUCCCGAUCUUUCUCUAGGUCUCGUAGCCGAUCUAGAUCAAAUGAAAGGAAAUAGAAGACAAGUUUGCAA